Molecule: messenger RNA, 737 nt
Organism: Racocetra fulgida
Lineage: Eukaryota; Fungi; Glomeromycota; Glomeromycetes; Diversisporales; Gigasporaceae
Source: the annotation of a GenBank genome assembly
AUGAAACCUGUUCGAAUUGUUGAUAUUUUUGUAAUCGUAUGCGCAGUACUUUUUAUUGUAGAGCAAGUAAAUUCAUGCGAGAAAGAUUGCCAAAAUGGUAUUUCCAAAGCCUUCGCUGAUAAUUGGGCUGACGAAGUUAAACCAAUCUACGGGGAUUUCCAAAACAACACUCUCGAUCAUUUAUUCUAUGGUAUUUCAAGCGAGAAAGUUUCAGAUAAUUCCACUCUUGAAAAAGAUCUCACUACCGAUGUGCGCAAUUCCGUCUCUGAUCAAAUCGAAAGUAUUACGAAAACAUUCAUUUCAGGCAUGGCUGGAAUAAUUAAAAAUGCCAUUUUCAACGAGGAGCCAAAAAUGAAGGGUGAUUGUAAUAACACUGUUACACAGCCUCCUCUAGGUGUUAAUUGGACACGUGAAGAUUGUGUUAAAAUGGAUCGCAUUUGUGGAAAUCCACCUUCAAUAUGUCAUUUUUUAGAUUUAAAUAAGGAUAAAUGUUUUAGCGAUUUAAAAGCGAAUGUAGAGAACAGUACAAAAGCCGGAGGCGAUUACAUUAAUCAGAUCAAAAAGACUGUUACAGAUGUUGUAUCUAAGUAUAGUCUUACGACAACUGGCUCUGAUUACUUUAUGGGCAAAGUUUUGAAAAAUGUUCAAAAUACCUUAAAUGGCUUAAAUGGCUUAGGUGGCUUAAAUGCUAAGUUUAAAACCGAUUUUUGUUCCAAUAAUUGUACCCAAUUUGAUGA